Messenger RNA from Temnothorax curvispinosus, 3384 nucleotides. Its product is annotated as facilitated trehalose transporter Tret1-2 homolog. Lineage: Eukaryota; Metazoa; Arthropoda; Insecta; Hymenoptera; Formicidae. Gene Ontology annotation, biological process: transmembrane transport. The record is from RefSeq and is a predicted model, not a curated record. The transcript is spliced from 2 exons. The coding region runs from base 580 to 1509 and encodes 309 amino acids. Gene Ontology annotation, molecular function: transmembrane transporter activity. Gene Ontology annotation, cellular component: membrane.
AUAGCCAGUACAGUUUUCAUGUCACUGGCGCUCGCCGGGUUCGGCAGCUACGCGUAUUACGUGUCGCAAACGCAAAAUCUGGGCUACGUGGACUCGGCGGUGGUGGGCCAGCACGACUGGAUACCGCUACUCUGCGUCCUCGUGUUCACGACCGCCCUCGCCCUGGGCAUAUCGCCAAUUUCUUGGCUAUUGAUUGGCGAACUAUUUCCGCUGGAGUACCGCGGCCUCGGGUCCAGCAUUAGCACGAGCUUCAGUUACUUUUGCGCGUUUUUCGGGAUCAAGCUCUUUAUGGACUUCCAGCAGAGUCUCGGUCUACAUGGAGCCUUUUGGUUUUACGCCGCCGUGGCGGUCUGCGGGCUAUGCUUCGUAGUCUGCUGCGUGCCCGAGACGAAGGGCAAGCAGCUGGACGAGAUGAAUCCGGAUUAUGCGCAAGCACGGUAGUAUAAGGCCUCGCUGACGGGGGGUCUCUCGAACUUAGAGAAGGCGAACAAGCCUUUACCGGGAGGCGCUUAUCCGAACGAGCACGAUCCGCGGGAUCUCUACCGCAGCGAUCCGUCAAUCGCGACUUCCAGCAUCGCGAUGCCGUCUGCGCGCGUCGCUCACCGCAAAUUGUCGGAUUACUGCGGCAUCUUCGCCGAGAAGACCAAUAGGAUCGGCAGGAACGUGGAGAACUUUAUGCAGUCCCGCGGUUUGCUACCGAUUCGUCGCUCGGUCGACGAAACGUUACGUCGUGACGCGCUCGGAAUUAACGGAGACGUGAUCAGAAACGACCCUCCGCCGCGAACCGAUCGGGAAACGAGCGAGAACCGUCGUCGCCAACAGGAGAAUCGUGAUUACGAGCGGCCGCGGAGAAACGGCGGGCAGAAGAAACGCGUGGCGUAUUCCAAUAGCACUUAUAUCCGGGACCCAACGCGAGCCGACGCGAGUUACGUUCGUCGUUUUAACGAGAUAGAGCCCCGUCGCGCGAGAAGGCGCGAGUACGCGGAAACGGAUUACGACACGGCGGACACCUGGAGACGAGAGCUGGACCUCGCGAGAGGGGGUCCGUGUGUCUCCAAGCCGAUUCUGAGAAACGGCAUCAAUCACGGCGGGGACGAGAGGUCGUAUUAUUCGACCCUGCCGCGGCGCAGCAGGACCAUCAACUUCAAGGAUCAAGCACGCGACUCCCCGGAGGGAGGAGGACGGCGCGCGUAUCCGAAGAGCCUGCAGGAUCUAACGGAUUUGAAACUCGACGACGUCACGUAUCUUCCAUCCGGCCGCGGUGGGGAUGGCACUCGGGAGGAGAGACUCCUCGACGACAAUUAUCGUCGACGUAACAGGUAUCGUCGAGAGGAGGACGAGCCGCCCUUCGACGACGAUUAUCUCAAGCUUUGUAGAAGCCUGUCGAGAUUAGAUACGUAUCCGCGAGGCGGUAGAUACGGACCGGGCGAGGUGCACUACGAGAGGGAAUGCAGAACUUUCGGCAAGGACACGGUCGCCUUCAUUUACUACAAGACGUGCUAUUUAUGAUCUAAAGAGAAAUGCGAUACAAACGAGCGGUCGGGAGUUCUCUCAUCGAUAGACCGUCCAUCGAUAAGCGUGGCUCACGAUCUCAACCAGAUAUGCGCGAACGGCCGAUUGGCCGUCUCGAAUCUUUCGUUCCGGACGCAUUUAACGAGCGGAAGCAUUUUCUACUCUAUAAAUUGGCUUAGAUUUCUGUGUUAAGUCGAUCAUAAGACUUAUCAGCAGUAGAGAUCGAUAUACAGAAAUUCCCUUCCUCGUCAGAUUCAUAUCGUUUUAAUAAUAACAUAUCUUUAUUAAGAUGUAAAAAAAAAGGAUUACUCGCGUGAGGAAAAAAGAAAGACACGAAGAAAAUAAUUGAGUAACCGCGAGUCACAAAUUGCCUUCAUGUCUGGCUUUAAUAAUUAAAUCGUUUCUCGACUGAUAACGAAGUUAUAUCAUCGAGCUUUAAAUAGUUGCUCUUACGUAACUUCUCUAAAAAAAAAGCGUGAUAACGCUUUUUCUUUUAAAAGUCAUCUUACAGAGUUAGAUUAAUUUUUUUAUUUGUUAUACACGACAUAAAUUGUUAUGCUCAUUCCGCACUGUCUAAUUACUUAGUGUCAUAUCUCUUUGAGAUAUUUUUAAAGAUGCAAAUAAUUGUAAAAAAUGAUCAAAAACGAUACCAAAUAAUACCUACACAUAUAUACUAGCAUCAGAUUAGAUCUAAAAUCGUAACGUGUGAGCUACCACAUGCUUGUCGUACUAUCUAUUUUAUAUUAGUUUUCGGAGAUAUUAGUUUCUUUUUCAUCAGGUUGAAUUAGAUUCUAUGAUAAUAAAUUUUUGAUAAUAUUCAAGACUUAUUCGCGUCAAGAGGCAACACACUCUCGUAUAUCGUACUUUCCAAGCAAGAAAGCGACAAUACAUUACGUAAAUAAAAAUAUUUAUAAUUAUGUAUGCCACGAGUAAAACGACAUUAACGGAGUUCUUAGAAUAGACUCGAUAGACUGCUCGUAGACUGCCAAGCUAGUCUUUCUGUAAAGUAAUCGAUAUGCAAUGAGUUUGCAAUAAUUUCUGCUACUAUAUAUUUUCAGCAGGUUUACCUAAUGGUGUUCGAGCACCAUUUCUUUCGAGAAUAUCGCGAUGAGCCUCGAGAGAGAAAGAGUAAAAGAAAAUUACCAACGCUGAAAACGAUGUUUUUACAGCCAAACAGUGAGCUGCUGGGGCAUUCGCGUUACUAGAAGGGUUAUACGACAAUAUAUAGUGUAUACAUUUUGCAAAAUGCUAAAUUUUGCUAAACUCAGAAUAUCUCAGGCCUCGUUGCGUAGCACAGGCGCCGAUGACUUAACUACGACAAUAUCGAUUUGUAGAUAUAUCUACAUAUGUUUCAUAUAAGAUGCGUAUUGUGUACAUUGGUUAUUGUAUAUUAUAUAUACAUAUAUGUCUCUAUCGUAUUCGUGGAACUUACGCAAUUAGCGACAAUACGAUGCGAUAUAGCCGACAAACAAAUUCUCGACAAUACCACAAAUUGCUAAUUUCGCGAAGCCGGUAGAGCGAAAUUCGGUACUAUUAGCUUUAUUAAGAAAUCAUGCAUAUGUACUAAGUGUAAAGUUGGAAGCAGCUAUGCUAAAUAUCCGCGGAUGCGAGGGCAAAUCCCUCAUCUGCGCAACUAAUGCUCGUUAUUCCUUCAAGUCUUCUGCUUUCGACGAUUUCCUGCAUAUCUCAAAAGUGUAGCCAUUCGAAUGGCGAAAUCGCGAUUAGACGAAAGUCAUAAUGAUGUAUGUAUUUUAUAUUUUUAUAUAGUUUGUAGAAUAACGUCGAGAGAGAGAGAGAGAAAGAGAGAGGAAGAGAGAAAGAGAGAAAGAGAAAAAAGAGAGAGAUUUACGACGAAAUAUUUGUUAGAAGUCG